Molecule: messenger RNA, 550 nt
Organism: Drosophila simulans
Lineage: Eukaryota; Metazoa; Arthropoda; Insecta; Diptera; Drosophilidae
Exons: 3
Coding region: 47-538 (163 amino acids)
Source: RefSeq, a predicted model, not a curated record
AUAUUACUAUUGUUCAUGUUUUUUUUUUUCAAAAAUAAUAAAAAAAAUGAAAUUUAAAUUAAUUAUACUUUACACACUCUCUUUUGUUUGCAAAGUUGCCAUUUCAGUAAAUUCAACAUUUGAAAAGGGCAUUCGAAAGUUCUACAAUACAGCUGACCAUAACCAAGGUUUUCCCAUUUGUGGAAAUUGUACAAACAUAAAAAACGUGCAUAAAAAUACAGGAUUUACAUGCCAUUUCGAAGAUGAAAGACAGGUGGAAAAUAAGUUUGGCGAGACAGAUGAUAAAUAUGCGCAUUGUGUGCCAAAGGACUACGUUAUCCAUGGUGAAGUUAAAAACUAUUGCUGCUUUUGGUCGCCGAAAUCGGGAUGUUCAGCUGUCAUCGGAAGGCUUUUGUUCGAUAAAAGCUCCGAUUAUUGCGAUACUUGCAGGGGAUCUUGUUCCGGAUUGAAAUAUUCCGCCGACUCAGUGGGAAGCAAUAAGAUUCCGGAAUAUGGGUUCAUAAUGGCAAUGCUUAUUUCCGAACUGUGGAUUUGGUAGGGCGGAUCACUA